GUCGUCGCCAAUUGCUUAGUCGUCGGUAGAUCUACCACAAUGCGAGCAUGUGUCGUUCCCAUGUCACUAACGGUUCCCAUUAUACUUCUCCCACCUCAGCCAAUUUGUCCCCUCAUUGUCCUCCCUGUUUAAUCCUUGUUUUACUUGGGAGUAUACAAGCUGAAGGAUAGCGUCCCAAUUGAAUAGCAGCAACAUGUCCGAAUCUAAGCAGCCCCAUUUCGAAACUUUACAGCUUCAUGCGGGUCAUGAACCAGAUUCCGAGACCCAUUCGCGAGCAGUACCAAUUUAUGCAACCACGUCCUACACCUUCAAUGACUCCGCACAUGGCGCCAGACUCUUUGGUCUCAAAGAGUUUGGCAACAUCUAUAGUCGGAUUAUGAACCCCACUGUAGAUGUCUUCGAGAAACGUAUCGCUGCCCUUGAAGGUGGUGUCGCAGCCGUCGCCGCCUCUUCGGGUCAAUCUGCGCAGUUCAUGGCCAUAUCUGCCCUUGCCCAUGCUGGCGAUAAUAUCGUGUCCACCAGUAACCUGUACGGUGGCACUUAUAACCAAUUCAAAGUUUUAUUCCCUCGAUUGGGAAUUACAACCAAGUUCGUCCAGGGAGACAGCCCGGAGGCCAUAGCUGCAGCUAUUGACGACCGUACGAAGGCUGUUUACGUUGAAACUAUCGGAAACCCCCGCUACAAUGUACCCGAUUUCGAAGCCAUCGCCAAGGUAGCCCACGAAAAGGGCGUGCCCCUAGUGGUCGACAAUACAUUCGGCGCCGGCGGCUAUUAUUGCCGUCCCAUUGAGCACGGCGCCGACAUUAUUGUACACAGCGCCACCAAGUGGAUUGGAGGUCACGGCACCACUGUUGCUGGUGUAGUUGUUGACAGUGGAAAGUUUGACUGGGGAAAGAAUGCAGCACGCUUCCCACAGUUUGUUGAACCUUCCGAAGGCUACCAUGGCUUGAAGUUCUGGGAAACCUUUGGUCCCCUUGCUUUUGCCAUUCGGGUGCGAGUGGAAAUAUUGAGAGAUCUUGGAUCAGCUCUGAACCCUUUUGCCGCGCAACAGCUUCUCCUCGGCAUCGAGACCUUGAGUUUACGUGCCGAGAGACAUGCAAGCAAUGCUAUAAUACUGGCCAACUGGCUUCGCAAAAAUGAAAAUGUCUCUUGGGUCUCAUACCCAGGGUUGGAGGACCACCCCAGCCAUGAGACAGCGAAGCGCUAUCUCAAGCAUGGCUUUGGUGGCGUUCUUUCUUUUGGGGUCAAGGGAGGUGCUGCCGCAGGCAGUCAGGUGGUUGACGGCUUUAAGCUGAUCAGCAAUCUCGCAAAUGUUGGGGAUAUGAAGACCCUCGCUAUUCACCCUUGGUCCACAACUCAUGAACAGCUUACCGUGCAGGAACGCAUUGACUCUGGAGUCACUGAGGAUGGAAUCCGCAUCUCGGUGGGUACUGAGCAUAUCGAUGAUAUCAUUGCCGACUUUGAGCAGUCGUUCAAGGCUGCUAGUGCUCUGUAAACUAUGCUUUCGCUGGUUAAAUUUGAACUCUUGAAGUCUGGCUGGAGAGGCAAUGGCUGGUUCUGCGCUUAUUCCAUAGGGACUUGGGGAUUGGGUCGAAUCAGACACCAGAACGCAGACCCCUAAGCGACAACGCGCAUGGGCAGGCACUGAGAAAUCCCAUUGCACAGGCGGGAACAGACACUUUCACGUACUAUUCUGAAGAUAUCGAGAUGAUACCAAUAUGAAGC
Messenger RNA from Aspergillus costaricaensis CBS 115574, 1725 nucleotides. Its product is annotated as O-acetylhomoserine aminocarboxypropyltransferase/cysteine synthase family protein. The transcript has 6 exons. Gene Ontology annotation, molecular function: transferase activity, transferring alkyl or aryl (other than methyl) groups; pyridoxal phosphate binding. The record is from RefSeq and is a predicted model, not a curated record. The coding region runs from base 194 to 1495 and encodes 433 amino acids. Gene Ontology annotation, biological process: transsulfuration. Lineage: Eukaryota; Fungi; Ascomycota; Eurotiomycetes; Eurotiales; Aspergillaceae.